AUAACAAUUUCCUAUAAGCUAUACUGGGUUAUUAAGAAAAUAAGCAAUCAAACAAGAUGUAACUAAAUAAUUAUAAUUCAAACUAACUGUGUAGGUCAACAAUCUGGUCACACUUGUGGGUGUGGGUGCAAAAGAUAAAUAAAUAAAUAUUCUAGUGAAAAUGGACAGGGAAAAGUUAAUUGUGCCCAACCAGAUUGGCUACCUGAUACUAAAGGAAGAUGGAGCAGUCCUGGAAUCAGGUGGAGAGCUCAAGAACGAUGAGCGCAGCGCUAAUGUGAUAAUGGGCCUUCUAAAUCUCACAGAGAGUAUCGACGAGUCCUUUAUGCCGAACAGCAGCUGUGAAAGAAUCACCAUCGACUACGAGCAACACUACUACAGCAUCUGCAUGUCCAAUCGUCGAAUAUACGUUGUGAAAAUCAGCAAAUCCCAUAAUGGAGUCACCACAACCACCAGCUCCUCGUCAUCCAACAGUGUGUAUAAUGAUGCCAGCGACUCCGGGGCGGUGCUGGCUUGAAAUCCGACUUCGGAUGCCCGAUCCACUUGCAGAUUCUGUUGGCAGGGAAACGGGCAAAGACCCCACAAUUGGCGCACUCCCAUUCUGUAUCUGAUUCUCCUCUUUAUUUGUCAAAAAAUACAUCAUCUGUGAGCUCCUGCUCGAAAA
Molecule: messenger RNA, 661 nt
Organism: Drosophila eugracilis
Lineage: Eukaryota; Metazoa; Arthropoda; Insecta; Diptera; Drosophilidae
Gene: Lamtor4
Product: ragulator complex protein LAMTOR4 homolog
Exons: 2
Coding region: 161-514 (117 amino acids)
Biological process (GO): cellular response to amino acid stimulus; positive regulation of TOR signaling
Cellular component (GO): Ragulator complex; lysosome
Molecular function (GO): guanyl-nucleotide exchange factor activity
Source: RefSeq, a predicted model, not a curated record